CGAAAAGUAAACAAAGACGUCCAACAAUUAUGGCCUGCAAAUACGAUCCGAUCGACGAGCCACGCCUCUUCUCUGGUGAUCGGGACUAUUCUGAGGUUCCAUCUGUUCGAUUUUUUCAUCCUGGCUACGCGGACGCUGGCGGCAUUCCCGAUUUCGAUAUCCUCAUCUCCUUGGAGGCGUUUGACGACGGGGGCACCGGCAUCCACUACGACACGGCACACACGGCAUGCGCUAUCCUCGCUAAUAACCGGUGGGAUGGCUACUUUUCUCAUGAUAGGCAUGGAAGGCUAAAGACCCAACCGCCUGAUGGGAUUCUUCGCAAAGAACAGUACUACUUUUGUCUCCCGUCCUCUGACCCGUCAACCGAUCGAUACCCCGUUAUCCCCCGAUUCAGGGACUGGCGAUUCCCUCAUGGCGAUCUGCCACCCAUAUGGAAGAAACUCAAAGAUCAGUUGAGGGCGAAGGGGCCGGGUGACAAGAGUAAAGGCGCCAAUUGCUUGCUCAGUAAUUGUGGUGAUGCGGUAGAAUCCGCCCAUCUCGUACCUUCUGCACAGUCUCAUUGGUGGACGAUAAACUUGAUGAAACAGUAUGCGAAGACACCCCUUUUCUCGACGAAUGACAUGGACGUCCCGGCAAACGGGCUCCCUCUGCGCUGCGACAUACAUAGGAUGUUCGAUGAGCGGCACUUUACUUUUGUACCAAAGACCGUUGUUCGUCGAUAUCAAGAAAGAGUGGCGUCGCCAUCGCCAGGCGACGCAGGCCAUCGCGACCAGGAUCUUUCCUCACAGGGAGAUUCCAAGCUGCGCCAGGAUAACGACGGACGAUCUCGGGCCGAUUCGCGAUUACCAAUACGAUUGAAUAUUGGUAACGAGAGCCAUAACGCCGAAACUGAACUGAAAGCGGACCCGGUACACGUCGUUGGACACGUUUUCAACUCUACUCCAUCUGGCGAUCUCCCCCGGCUGUGGCACAACCGGCCGUUGUGUUCGCCACCAUCGCCAGCCUCGGUUGAAUACUUAUUUGCUCGAUUCGCCUACACCGUCUUCUCGCCUUCGGUGUUCAAGUACUUUCUGGAUUCGAGCAAGGCCCGACGGCUUCUCGUGUGGGAUCAAGAGAAACUCAAACACGAAAUUGAGGAUGCUGAUCCGGAAAGGUGUCGCUCUAUCUGGAACGCCUCAAGGUCGAGAAGUGAGAGCCCGAAGAAGAGAGCAAGACCCACUGGAAAUGGACAGCAUGAUGAGGAUUGGGAUUUCGCGCCUGGACCCUUCGAGACAGCGUCAGAUGUGGAUAGUGCCUACCAUGACGACUCGCAGCGCUUGGGUGAAGAUGCUUCCGAAACUUCUACUUUGGAUGAGCCGGAGCGCGGUCGAAGAAGGAAACGCGAGUCUGAGGAGUACUCAGGGAUGCAUGAUUUAUAUGGGGUGAAACGGAGUAGAUUAGAUCUGUUAGCAUGAUCGAUGACUUUAUGAUAGAGAUUGAGUGGCUAGAAGAUACUUGACGAAUGAAUGACGAUUGAGCGA
This is a messenger RNA of Ilyonectria robusta, 1520 nucleotides long. RefSeq lists its product as uncharacterized. Lineage: Eukaryota; Fungi; Ascomycota; Sordariomycetes; Hypocreales; Nectriaceae. The record is from RefSeq and is a predicted model, not a curated record. The transcript has 2 exons. The coding region runs from base 30 to 1454 and encodes 474 amino acids.